UCCUCCAGGGCUACAUCCCGUUAUCUGGGCGGAGAAAGAGGGAGAGAGCGUAGACCAUCCACGACACUGCUUCUCUGUUCUCACCCACACCUCCUCUGAGCAGGAACCGGCCGGCUAGUUAAUGUCAUCGAGACAGACAUCCUGAGGAGACGAGACGAGGAUCUAUCAGAACAAAGCGGAAUAAUUUACAGUUGUGCUACACACACAGUGGAAAACGGAAUUGUAUGUUGUGUUUCGGCUGUGUUUGGACUCCGUUUCCUGCUUCUUCGCCUUGUUGCACUACAGGAGCUCUCAUUGUGGCUGGAGCGAGGAUCCCCUCCUUUUGUGUUGCUCUGCAGUUGUUUAUUCACACUCCAACUUCUGUCUCCUGUUUCCCCAAAUAGCAGGUUUCGUUUUCGUUUUUGUUUUUGUUUUACUUGUUUCGGCCUAAACGGAAUGAAUGACAAAAACAAAGGAGGUUGAUGUCCAUAACUCUCCGGCUCACCUCGUCUUCGCCUCGGCCAAGGAACGGAGACUCCAUCUCCGGCAGAAGAUGGACAGCGGAGGCGGGACGGAGGGCUCGGACAGUGGGCAGACGCAGCACGCGGUGCCCGGGCAGCAGCAGCCACCCCGGCUUGAAACAGCGGAGCUCUCUGCGACGGUGUCCGCUCAGCCUCCGGGCCAGAAGAAGAAGAAGAUAAACCGGGCUCCGUCCCCGGCCAGACCGAAGGAUGUAUCCGGUUGGUCGCUCACCAAGAUCCGCGGAGGGAUUGGGACCCCGACUCUCAGCGUCAAACCGGGAGGCAUACACCUGGGUAGCCGCAUUUCCAGGCGCAGCCCCGUGGGAAGUAUUGCUGGAAAGGACGGUAAAGCGGAGAAGACUAAACCGGUGGGUAAAUCUUCCUCCGCGUUGUCUAAAACGACCAAGGCGGUCAAGAGCACCGGGGGGCAGAGGAAGGUGUCGGACGCCAGCAUCGGAUCCGACGAUUUAUCUAAGGACUCCGGCUGCGCCACCGAGAAGCUCUCCCCGACCGACAGUAGCUCCGAACUCUCGGACUGCGCCUCUGAGGAAAACAAGCUCUCCACGGACGCUGUGAGCAGCGACGCCGAGUCGAGGAGCAGCCGGGGCGGUGGGCCGGACGGAGACAAGCCGCUCAGGGAUGGCGUGUUGGCGGACAAAGCUAGCCAUCAAGCCGCCGCCAAGACCACCUGCCACUCCACGGAGAGGGACUAUAAGGACCGGCUCUCCGUGGGAGUGGAGACCGGGGAAAGGAGCAUCUCCCCCGGCGAGGAGCGCUCGGUCACCUCGUUUGACAGCAGGGUGCCUGCCAGCACAUCCCUGGCUUUCUCAGACCUCACUGAGGAGUUUAUGGACGGUAUGCAAGAGGAGUUUGUCCGGGAAAUAGAAGAGCUUAGAUCCGAGAAUGAUUACCUCAAAGAUGAGAUGGAGGAGUUGAGGUCUGAGAUGCUGGAGAUGAGGGACAUGUACAUCGAGGAUGACGUCUACCAGCUGCAGGACCUACGGCAACAGCUGGAGCAGGCUAACAAGACAUGCCGCAUCCUGCAGUACCGGCUGAGGAAGGCAGAGCGGCGCUCUCUGCGCGUGGCCCAAACAGGGCAGGUGGACGGAGAACUGAUACGAACGCUGGAGCAAGACGUCAAAGUAGCGAAGGACGUGUCCAUCCGUCUCCACAGCCAGCUGGACAGCGUGGAAAAGAAGAGGAGUCGCCACGAGCAGGAGAACGAGGAGCUGAGGGUGAGACUGCAGGACCUGGAGGUCGCCAAACAGGUUCUGCAGCAGGAGAUCGACAAGAACUCCCAGAAGAAAAGAGGAGCACGACCCAACAACAAACCUGACAAGAAGCUCUGUCCACAGGAGGACAGUUCAGACCUGAAGUGUCAGCUCCACUUUGCCAAAGAGGAAUCAGCCCUGAUGUGCAAGAAGCUGACCAAGCUGGUGAAGGACAGCGAGGCCAUGAAGGAGGAGCUGGCCAAGUACAGGUCGCUGUACGGAGACGUCACCGUGGAGGAGGUUGCUGACUCCCCCCACACCCGCGAGGCAGAGAUCAGAGUCCACCUGAAGCUGGUGGAGGAGGAGGCCAACCUGCUGAGUCGACGCAUCGUGGAGCUGGAGGUGGAGAACAGGGGGCUCCGAGCUGAGAUGGACGACAUGAAGGGACCGCAAGAUGGUCAUCAGGAUCUUACGGGUGUUGUCCUAGGAGGAGCCUUGGUACUCGGGGGAGGGGCCUCGUCUGAAAACGUCAUGGAGCUGCAGAGACACCUCCAGUUUGUGGAGGAAGAGGCGGAACUGCUGAGGAGGUCUCUUAUCGAGAUGGAGGAACAGAACAAACUCCUGAUGAAUGAGAUUAACCGCUAUAAGUCCGAUCUCCCGCCGCCAACGUCCACGCUGUCGUCCAACUCGUUGGCGUCGCUGGCGGACAGCCUGCUCAAUGACAGCCCGGUGCACUCCAUACAGGGAGGGGCGGUGCUAAUCAGCACAGACGCCCCCGCCCAGGAUGAGGAGCUCAGACUGGCAAGGCUUCAGAUUGGAGAGCUGAGCGGGAAAGUGAAGAAGAUGCAGUACGAGAACCGAGUGCUGCUGUCCAACCUGCAGCGCUGCGAUCUGGCCUCCUAUCACACUCCUUCCUCUUCCUCCUCACUACGACUGGCUCUGGAGUCUGACGCAGAGGCUGGGGACUCAGCUGAGUGCCUCCCGAGCCCACCGCACCGCAAAGAGCCAGUAGGGGGUGAGACUGACGCGCCGGAGAUGAAGGAUCGGAAAAAGAAGAUCGAGGACAACGCUGACGCAACAACCUCUCUCCCCGGGUACCUGGGGCAGAAGGACCAUGAUGCCUUGCUCGCCAUGAGGGACCAGGCUCGCUUGGUUUCCACGGCGAUACAGCUCCUGACCUCCCCCGAGUCCAACUGCCUCACCUCGUCCCCCUCCAUCUAUCACAAGGUCUGCAGCAACGAGGCAGCAGAACCGUGUGACCUGGAGAAGCCUCACAGCCAGAUUUCAGAGCUGUCUGACCUGGCAGACCGGCCCUUGGUUGGUGCUCUGACCAGCCGGCUCCAGGCCUUACACACGCAGCUACAGGCCUUUGUGGAGCGGGUAGACAUCCUGGGUAAACCCCCAGCGGGUGGGAGAGACCCUCAGGUGGAAGGAGCGUCUCCUCUGGCCUCACCCUGCGCCUCUCUCCCCUGCUCUGGAGACGAGCGGGAUGGACUCAACACUCCCGUGGAGAAGCAACCCGAUUAUAGGGAGAUAUCAGAGCCGGAGGUGAAAGGUCAAACUGAGGAGAUCAGCCAAUCAGACAGCAAUGAGAUGCUAAAGCAGGAAGAGAGCCAGCUGGAACAGGGAGAGAAGGAAGACGAUGAUAUACUGCUCGUCCUGCCCGGUGACCUCCAGGCUCGGCUGUUCGAAGAGGAGGAGUCGGCUCUGGGAUCUCAUGGGGAGCUGGAGAAGGAGAUGCAGGCUCAGAGAGAAAACACUCUCAAACUCACACAGCUCCAGGAGGAGCACCAGAAGGCUCUGCUGCGUCGGGACUUCCAGCUGCAGAGUUUGGGCCUCCAGGCUCGGCUUCAGCAGAGGUUAUGGAGCCAGGAGAGGACUCUGCUGGUGCAGGAGUCUCAGCACCUCAAACAGGCCCUGUUACUGCUCAGCCUCAAACUACGCUGCUUCCUCAAACAGUGGAGGCUGGGCUGCAGGAAGGACACAGAGUGGAAAGACGUCUUGGAGAUGAACAGCCUGAAGGACCUUUACCUGCUGUUGGAGGAGGAGAACCUGACAAGCCCCGCCCACCAGACUGACAAGAGGGCUGCUGCAAACGAACAACCGCUCAGCCCCACUAUCAAGUCCAGCGCCGUGAGCAGAACCUUGGCAGACCUGAAGGUGGCGCUGCACGAUCUGAGUGGCGAGUUGAGACAGGAGAGACAAGGCUCCCAAGAACUCACACAGCAGUUUGCAAAGGCCAAGGCCUCGUGGGAGGUGGAGAGGACGGAAGUAAAGAGCCUCAUCACGCAGCUUGAGAUCAAAGCAGGCAAAGCUCUGUCCGCCACUGAUGCACCGGAUCCUCCAGACCUGAAGGUGGCGCUGAAGAGGGAGCGUGAGGAGCACCAGCACCUCCUGGCUGACUCCUACGCAGCUGUGAUGGACCUAACUAAACAGCUUCAGAUCGGGGAGAGGAACUGGGGCAGAGAGAAGCUGGAGCUGCUGGAGAGGUUCAGGCAGGAGAGAGAUCAGUGGGAGCCGAGAGUGGGAGAGGCCACGGCACUACAGGGGAAGUCAUUAGGCGCCGAGUCGUCUGCAGACACAGCCGUCACUAAUGGUACAGGAUCACCGAGAGCCAAAUCCACAUCAGAGCUGGACGGUCCAGAAGUCAACGGAACAGCCAAUCAGGAGGACAGGAUCCAGCUUGCAGUCCCUGAGCUGAGUGACCUCACCAGGAAGAAUUGGACCUACCUGACCAAUGAGAUCCCAGAGGUUGGGGACACGUGUAAAACCUGGGACGGCCCGAGCGGCUCCUGCAGCAGCUUAGUGGGAUCAGAGCUGGAGCUGGAGUCUGUCCAGAGGAGCUACACUGCUCCAGACCGCACCGGCAUCCGGAUCUACUACAGCCCUCCUGCUGUACGACGCAUGGAGCACCGAAGAAGGAGCCAGGAUGCACAGCAGGCCCAGAACGGGAACCCUUCCCUGGGACUGAGUAGCACAGGCGUAGGCGAGCCUGCGGUGGAGACCCUUGAGGUUCAGCAGCAACAACCUCCAUCUUCCUUUUCGUCCUCGUACGAGCAGUGGCUGAGCUCCCUGUCCAAGCAGCACAGGGAGCUGCUGGAGAGCAGAAGUGGCUGUACCGCCAGUUCCAACCCCAAUAACGGCGUCGCUGGCUCGAUUGAUGGGAUGACAUCCUCGUCAACGUUCCAUGACCUGGAGAUCGGGGAGAUUUCAGCCAACUUGAGUGAUGACAUGAAGGAGAUGACAAACUGUGUCCGGCAGGCCAUACGCUCUUCCUCUCUGGAGAGGAAAUCCACCAAGGAGCCCGGGAGUCAGGCGGUGGGCAUGUCCACCAGGUCCACGCAGACUGCGGCGCAGAACAUCAGCGUCGGGCUCCAAACCGACAACUUUUCCAGCAGCAGGGGGGUGGGGUUACACUCCAAAGCCUGGUCUCCUCGCCCCUCGUCAACAACCACCUCCUCUCUAGCGUCGGCCCGAACCCGGCAGAUAUCCACAUCUCUGGAUAAAGUUCACUGCCGCAUCGAUAGGCCAUGCUGUUCACCAAAGUAUGGAUCACCCAAACUACAACGCAGAGUGUCUUCUGGCUCCACUUCCAGACUGGAUGGGAGUACCUCCUCCAGGGACCGCAGCCUGUGGAGCCUCCAGCAAAGAUCCAUGAGUGGAGGCGGAGGCUCGGCCUGGGCUCGCUCCACCACCACCAGGGACAGCCCCGUCCUGAACGGCCUCACCGACGGCCUCUCCAGCCUCUUCAGCGUGGUGGAACACGGUGGAAGCACAGAGUCGCUCUGGAGGGGAGACGGAGGAGCCAGCCAGAAUGCCAGUCCAGCACGGCAGUCUGCUGCCGCAGGGAAACCCUCCGCUGCGUCAGUCUGUGGAUCUGACCCCGGCCCUCAGCGGUACGGAGGCCUGGUGCAGGAGUUCAUCAGGAAUGUCUGCAGCAGCCGUGAAAAGGGAGUAGUCACCCUGCCUUUGGAGAGAGCGAUAAAAGACUCCAACGGCAGCCUCGGCGCUCUGAGUGUCUUGGGGAGUUUUGUCUGCGUGGAUGAGCCCAAGCCAGAGUGCGUGUCAGCCGGGGUUGGAGGACUCGGAGCGCUGAAUGUAAGCAACGAUAAUGUGACCAGGAUCGUCAAUAAGAGGUUUAUGAGACAGACAGCCGGGGAGGAGAUGGUCACUAUCAUGGGAGGGAAAGAAACGAUGAGCAACACGGGGGCUGCAGGAUCUACGACUGAGGAUGCACCUUGUGACUGUACUGCCCAGUCUUCCUGCCUCGCCCAACCAUCAAGAGCAGCAACUCGCCAUUCGCUCGGCCAGUGCAAGCACCGCCCACAAGAUUCCCCGGUGGCAACCGAGGAGAAGGGGGACACCUGUAGCGAGUGACGACACUUCUACUGCCACGUUUAAAGACACGCAACACACACACGCACAAGAAAUACUGAUUCUUCACAAACACUGUACCCCACUGCCAUGAAAACACACUUUCUCUCACAUCAGCAUGUACACACACACCUCCAGGUGCACUGCCAAACAUAACACACUCCGCUAGGACACUGCACAGACUGCCCCACAAACCCACUGCCACAUGCACACAUUCAUUAAGACACACAUACAGAACCUGGGCAAUUAUUUAUCUUGUCUUGGACUGUACCAUUCUGAUGCCAAGGACAGGGAGGACAGAAAGUCCAACCCAGAAACAAAUCCAACCAUCACAAAACUACCAGCAGGUCAUAAACACACACACAUUUAAUCUGCCACACUUAACUAAACAUAACAACUCCACGAACUAAACAGAGUCAACAAGUAAAACUAUGAUGUCAGGACUGGAUGUACUAAACCCCCCCAUUUUACAGAAUAACAGGUACUACAAAUGGUCAGUUUUUAACUGGAAAAUCCACCUUGACGACGUCAUUUUGACACCAUGCUGUUGGCCAGUAGCCAUGCUGGAUUUACAGAUAAGGAGAAAGAAAGUGCAUGUGUUACUUUGGGAGCUACAGUAUAAAACUGGAGAGGAGACAUCCGUCACAGCUGGAAAGAUCUUCCACAUUGUGAUCUGAAACCAUCGGUCUCAGAAGAGUAAUCUGGUGGAAAGCUCAGAUGAUUGCUCUCUGAACCUUGGCAUAUACACACAUGCUGUGCUGGGAAAGUCAAUUAUGCCUUUUUGAUUGAUUAGCACAAUAACAUUCCAGCAAGUGUCUCUAACACUGGAUCUGAUGUGAAAGCGCCACCUCUUGAUGACACAUCUGCUCAGGUGCAGACCAGUAUUUAAUCCUAUUACAGUAGAUCGCAAAAGGAAGAACUUGACGACUGCUGGACUGCAAAUCCCAGCAUGACCAGACUUGGACUCAAUUGAUGGAUAUUUGGACUUGUCAGCUCAGUGAAUGGGACCCUUAAAUUCAUUUGAGUGGAAUUCUUCAUCGUUGUUUAGUAGCAAAGCUGGACAACAAAAAGCUCCACAGGCUUGUUUAGAUCUACCUGUUCACCGUGUUCCCAGAAGGACUUUGGCCACAAAUAUGUGGACGUUUUGUGGCACUGCAGCCAUGACUCAAACCUUGUAGAUUUGAGAAAACCUUCUUCAAACGUGUUACCCUCCAGAGUCUAAUUGGAAAAAUUCUAGAUAUGGUUUCAACCUGUUACCGCAGGCAGAAAGUGCCUGUUCGUUUCAUAUUUUUGAGGUAUCAUCACUAAUGUCGAGAUUCAUCCUUAACCUUUGAUGAUCUGACGAAGACAUGUGGUGUACAGUCCUACAGCACAUUUCAGUUGGCUACAUUGUUUUUAAAUGACUUCAAAGUUAUCCUAAAAGCUAAUCUGCAGAUUUCACUUGCCAUUGGAUGGAGAUGCACUGAUAUCACUUUGUUUUAACUUAUAAUACCAGUUUUUCAGAGUGCCUCAACAACUAGUUCGGGGUCAUGCUACAGAAGUCCAAACCACAACAUGAAAUGUGUGCCGUUUUGGCCCCAUUCUCUAGUAAAAGUACAGAAAAUGAACACUCAAUGUUCAUGUCACAUGUGACUUUCAGAAUCUGACUUACAUGAUUAGUAAAUGUUUUAAUAACAAUAAUGAUAUGGACCUGAUAUCCAUCAGCUUUAUCUGUGGACUCCUAUCAUCUGUGCUUCAUGGGAUCAGAUAUGAAGUGUGUCCAAACUCAAAAUGCUCAUCUACCUUUGUCCAGAAACACUAAUUAAAUCUAAAGUUUCCAAGAAUAAUUCCGUCAAUGCAUUCCUUUUAUUAUAGAGUCUUUCCCAGAUGUGUGUGUAUGGUUUGAAUGUGCGUUUAACCAUUCAAUUCUCAGCAUUCUGGUGUACCAGUGCAUUAUUUAUAGGUCUAGUGAAGGCGAUAGUUGUCUUCUCUCACACGCAGCUGUCCUCGUGUUGUAGUAUUACACACACGACGUAGCUACUGUACAAAAUCUAUACGUAUUUUGAAAAUGUAGCAUUAUGAGCUAAGAGCUGUGACUGUCCAUCUGUAGCCAGAUUAGUUAACGCACUGACAGUUUUGACUUUUUAAGAAAAACAUUCAUGAAAUGUUUUAUUUAUUUAUUAAAUAUUUUCAAAUUAAUUUUCUACCUAUGUGGUAGUCGGAUCCAACGAUACAAAAUGUCUUUAAGUAGGAUGCCUGCACACUUAAGAGAAAUAUCUGGGAAAGAAGUAAAAGGCUGGAUAAUACGUUACAUGGGGACAGACACCAAUGGUCUUAUCGGUGCAUUGAAAACCUAAAGAAUACUGUAAACUGAAAACAAUCAUAUUUGGAAGCUUUUUUAUUCCAUUUCUUUCUCCUAUCCCUUUGUUUGCCAUGUCGUUCUUUUCUAAUCAAUCAACAGAUAUUCAAAGUGCCUGUCAGAUUACCUAUUAGUCAGCUCACACCAAAACUAGACUCCAUAUAAAAACACACAAACAAACCCGGCAGGGUUUUUUUAAUGGGUAAGAUUGUUUUUAUGAACAUAAUUGCGACCAGGCUGUACUAAAGCUACAAUAAAGUACUGUACUACAGUGCAAGGACAAGAUAGUUUACAGGUAUAAUAGGAUAUAGUAUAUGGACUUUUUUUAUACCAAGGAUUAUUGUUCUUCUGGAAAGUAAAUUAUUUUUGUUUUGUUUAUUUUAUAUGGAUGUUUUUGCUGAUAAAUGAGGCUGUUGUUUCUUUUCUUUGUAUUUAGUUAUCAUGGUGCUACUUCCUGUAAAGUCUGCUGUGGGUUUACCAUCUAUUUUAAUAUGUCUCUCCCACUGUCUGUGUAUGAGCUGAAGUCCAGCGUUUCUCCAUCUCUGCACACCAUUUAAUGACUCAGCAGUUUAAAAUAGGGCAUUACAGUAACAGUGCAUGUAUUUAAAUAACACAGUGAAGAAAACCCACAGUCUAAAUGCUGCUGUCUGUCUCCACUCCAGCCCUCACUGAUGGUAGAAAACCAUCCGUCUGAAACCAGACACCGCUUCAAAAGCUACUUGCCACAGGAACAGACUGUCUGAUUUUUGACCACAACUAUACAACAGGUAGUUUUAGCCAACAAUUCUGAAGAAAUCAUGUAACCUCAUUCAAAAGCUUCCAAGUAAAAGCAAAGCUCAUAAGGUUGAAUACACAUUUAUUCCUUUCUACAUUCCAUGAUAUCAUCAUUUAGAUUAGAAACCACAUCUGGUGUAGUCACUGAAGAGAAUAAACUUGAUAAAACUAAGACUUAGCUGGCUAACAAGCUAACAGGUUCAGUUUGCAAAGCAGCUACAGUGACCUGUUCUACUACUUCGACUUCGACUGUUCGACUACUUUUCCCGCUCAGUUUACCACUGCUGCAGCAUGAUCCACCUUGCUGCCCCUCCAUUUGUUGGUUAUGUUUCCAACAAUUAUAUAUUUGCCAAAAUGUGGCUAAAUGUACUCCGUCUGGUUAGCUGUUUGCAUUUGCUACAAACAGCUAUGCAGGCUAACGUAGUCAACAUUUUAAAACAGGUUUUCAGUGGAGUAUUCUGGAGGUCUGGCACAUUUAAAGAAACUUCCGUUCAGAUGAGCACCACAGCAGCUCCACAUCCAGUGUAUGAGCGCACACUUUCAAAAACAGUAGAAAUAUCAGGAUACCAAUACAAUAAAGUUGUUAAAACCUUUAACAGUUAGCCAAACAAACACUUUACAUCAAGAUUGGUAAUGAAACAUUUCCCAUUGUUGACCACUAAUGCUACCUUCUUGCACAAAUUACAGUGCAUAAUGCAUGUCAAGAUUAUCUGACUAGCUAGCCAACAUGUUAUUAUCUACACUCAAAAUAGUUAUUUUGUGUCAUGGUAAGAGAGGAAUCAAAAACAACAGAAUAAAUGUUUCCGUUCUCUGUGGCCCAUUAACUGUGGGUCUCCAUUAUGGCUGCCAAAGCUUUGCAAAAAAGUCUUUCGGAAGUUGUAACUUAGUUUUGCUUCACUUUUGUGUGACCAGACCUCCAAAUGGUUUACAAUUCAGACCAAGCUUAUGCUUUGGUUAAAUGUUUAGCCAAACUCCAGUUUUAGGUUUUCUGCCGAUAUUGCAGAGUCAAGCAUAGGCCUGUAUUUUAGACAAAUACGACGAACACGUUCAGGUUGUGGAUAAAACUGCCACUGUUGUUUUGAUGCUGGGUUCAUGUCUUAUAAAGAGAGCGCAAACAAGUUUAAUAUUUUCAACUGAUUUGAACACAAAAUAAUUAGUUUGUAUUUCAUUAAAACUUAAUGAUAAUCAUUUAAUUAUGAGUUUUCCUAUAAAAUCAUCAGAUGUCACGUAUCAUAGCACCUCUCGGCUCCUUCUGGUAUUUACUGCAAAUUGGAUGUAUUGUCUUGCAUUUACUAUAAAGAUCUGAAAUGGCGCAGUCAGCACAAGACUCAAAUCUCUCUCUGGCUCUGAUGUCAUUAGUCAGCUCUGUCUCUGCCUCUCCAGCCUUACAUUUGCUCCUCCCCCUCAGGUUAUAACUACUAGAUAUUGCAGCCAAUGACAAGACAGUUUUACAGGUCACACAGCAUCACCAGCCAAUGACUGAUGAGUUCUUACAGGUUGCAUGGCACAGACCAUUCGUCUCAUUAUAAUUCCCUGUGUGUCUGUAAGCCUGUUAGAAAAUCAACAUGAAUCUUUCCAGCCUUUUUAACAUGUUUCCAUACCAUUCAUAUGAUUACUACAUUCUGGGAAUAUGUAAAUGACUUCUUAGCUGUUCAUAAUGUUAGCUAAACUAUUACAUAGAGACUGCCUGUAUAUUUGCUUUAUAUAACCUACUCUUGUCUUUUUUUUAAAUAACGCUUGUUUCUUGAAUAAAAAGAGAAUGCAAUGAAAGACAUAUAAAACGAGUACACGCUAAGGAAAUGUGUCCCCUUGUAUUGCAACUUGAAAAGAAACGAAAGGUGUGCACUCUCUGUCCUUUUGUUUCUUUGAGGAAAGCUGAAUGUCAACAGCUGAUCUGAACCAGGUCGCUGUGGAAAUAUGUAGCUCUCUCCCUUUAUAGACCACACAUUUCUUCUGUACAUAGGUGCAUUUUGAAGUUCAUGAAAAACAAACAAUGUCAGCAAACGUUAAAUGAGUAAAGUGAGAAAAAUUGAUCCAAGUGGAUUUUUAAAAAGGUUGGGGAUUUUUGUUUUUUCCGACCAAUGUAGCUUGUAAAACAAGAUAUUAUAACUGCCUCCUGUUUGUCAUAGAAUUCACAAAUAAAUGUUUGUUGGAAUUUA
This is a messenger RNA of Cottoperca gobio, 11356 nucleotides long. RefSeq names its product microtubule crosslinking factor 2 (gene mtcl2). Gene Ontology annotation, biological process: regulation of autophagy. NCBI's taxonomy places the organism in Eukaryota, Metazoa, Chordata, Actinopteri, Perciformes, Bovichtidae. The record is from RefSeq and is a predicted model, not a curated record. The coding region runs from base 440 to 6088 and encodes 1882 amino acids. The transcript is spliced from 24 exons.